Xyrauchen texanus (razorback sucker) is the source of this 2001-nucleotide messenger RNA. It is a transcript of the gene gptl, whose product is annotated as alanine aminotransferase 2-like. Gene Ontology annotation, molecular function: pyridoxal phosphate binding; L-alanine:2-oxoglutarate transaminase activity. NCBI's taxonomy places the organism in Eukaryota, Metazoa, Chordata, Actinopteri, Cypriniformes, Catostomidae. The record is from RefSeq and is a predicted model, not a curated record. Gene Ontology annotation, biological process: biosynthetic process.
UUGAGUCUCAUGUUUGAGCCACUGCGUGCUGACAGCAGGACAAAUCUGUUGCCCUGAAUCAUGAACUCAUGUACUGCUCUGUUAGUUAAUGCUGUGAUAUAGUGACUGAAGUAAGAAAGCCGGACGUGAACAGAUAUCAAAAGACAUGUCUGCUGUGAGGAAGACACCCAAAUGCCAAUCAACUGAUGAAGAACUACAGGAGCGAGCUGAUGUCAUCACAUGCCGACUCAAACAGGGGCUGGAUCUGAACGUGUCCUUUAAGAACGUUCUGGAUGUCAGUUCUGGUGACACUCACAAAGCUGGAAUGAAGCCAGUCACCUUUGUUAGACAGGUGAUAGCCGCAUGUUUGUACCCCAGCCUUCUGGAAAGUGACAUUCUUCCACCAGAUGUUCGUCUGAGAGCACAGAUUUUGCUGGAACAGUGUGACGGAGAGAGCAUCGGUUCAUACACAGAAUCGUGUGGACUGACGUACGUGAGAAACACCGUGGCAAAGUCCAUUUCUCUGCGGGACGGGGGAGUCCCUUCCAGUCCAGAACAAAUCUUCAUCACUUCUGGAGCCCACAGAGGUCUAAUGGUGAUGAUGAGAAUGCUGUGUCAAUCAGAGGGCGGGACCGCGGUUCUGAUCCCAGUCCCCGCCCCUCACAGCCUGCCAUGCCUCCUGGAAAGGGUGGGAUUAAUUCCGUUGCCCUAUCAGCUGAAGGAGCAGGGUGGGUGGAGCCUAGAGAGGGCGGAGCUACAACGAGUCAUCCAGACUUCCAGAGGGCACUGCUGUCCACGAGCGAUUUAUAUCAGUAACCCCGGCAACCUUACAGGACAUGUCCAGAGCAGAGAAUCCAUCCAGGACGUGAUCCGCUUUGCUGCAGAGGAGGAACUUUUUUUGCUGGUAGACGAGGUUUAUCAAGACACAGUUUUUGCAGAAGACACGGCGUUUGUGUCCUAUAAGAGAGUUCUCGUUGAGAUGGGCUCAUUUUAUUCGGAUAAAGUGCAACUGGCUUCCUUCCAUUCACUGUCCAACGGCAUCAUGGGAGAGUGUGGUUUAAAGGCGGGUUAUAUGGAGCUGGUAAGCGUUGAUGAAGCUAUACUAUUAUACACUGAGGUUCUCCUAACGGGAGACAUAUGCGCUCCUGUGAUUGGCCAAAUCGCUGUUGAUGUCAUGGCUGAUCCGCGCCCAGGAGACCCCUCCUACAGUUUAUACACACAGGAGGUAACGUCUAGGCUGAACACACUGCAGUGUAACAUGUCCAGAGCUGUAAAGUUCAUUAAUGAUCUACCAGGAUUCAUCUGCACAUCAGUUCAGAGCGGAAUCUUCAUCUGUCCUCACCUUAGUCUUCCUCACUCAGCUGUGACACACUCACAGUCUCAGGGGUUUCAGGCAGGUGUGUGGUACAGUAGGAGGUUGUUGGAGGAACAGGGCAUUUGUGUCGGAUUCACUGAAUGCUUGAAUGAACUUCACACACACUCAAAGAGCUGCUGCCACUUCAGGUUGUGUGUGCUGAUGCCAUCUGGUGAACUGGAGGAGGUUCUGCAGCGCCUUCAAUAUUUUCACCUUCAAUUUCUGAAAGAAUACUGAAAAACUUGAACAACCAUCAAAGCACUUCAAUAACAGUUAAAUUGAUUCAGAAGUACAACUUGUGAUGAAACUGUAAUGUGACAGAGAUUGAGAAGUCAAUUCUAUAAUUAUCCCUGUCGUAAUUAGGAAAGUAUGUGUUAGUUUUCCUUAAUUGCAUCAAUAAACAAAUAUGAGCACUUCUAUGAGAUGAGGUGCUUUGUUAUGGCCUAUACCCAUGGUGGGGUGUAAUCUGAUUAUAAAGUAAUCUAUUACUGUAAUCUAAUUACUUUGUCUAAAAGACAAGUAACAUUACUUUUUUAAAUUCUUGUAAUCAGAUUACAGUUACUGACUUUCAUUGAAUUUAAUACCAAUUGCAUUACAUAAAUUAUUAUUAUUAUUUAUGUAGAAUACAUUUAAGACGUGUCAUGUUUGUAAAUGCGUCUCUUCGUGCU